GUGCGAGUGUACACAAAGGCUGUCUUUGUCGAAGCCUGGCGAGAAAAUAAAUUUCGAGUAGAGUUCGUACACGAGGACUUUCAGACGCCGUGACCUCAUCGAUCGCCACCUCCGGAUCGGAGCUUUUCGUUCUCUGAACAUUGCGAGACCUUGAUUUGUGCCGCAGCGCGGGCAGCAUAGAAUCCGAAAUAAUCUUUGAUAGAUGUCUCUAGCAAUACAUCCCAUCCUCGAUAUGCGUCUCAUGGUAUAUGAUGCCGCCCUUCCUCCCACGCAAACGACUCCGUUCACCCUCACCUCCAGCCUCAAGCCGACGAAAGCGAAUAGAGGCUUCACGCAAAACAAAUACGGAUGUUUUUACUGCUCUAGACAGCAACUUCGGGAAUAAAACAUCUGCAACUGAGAAUAGAGCCUUUCUGGAAGCACUGUCGGACGAACAGUCAUCCUUGAGCGAUGAUUCCAGCGGAGAUGAGUUUGAAGACGUACUUCCCACUUCAACGGCAAAGCACAAGUCAAGAGGCGAGAAGGCAGCCUCUGUUGACUCAGACGACGACCUUGAGUUUGAAGACGUUGGAGGAGAUGGAAAAGUCGAAGCAGAGCUUCCUAUCCCUGAGAUUGCAGAUAACUUACAAAUUACCGUUCGAGGACCGGGCGAUGUUCAGCCGACACGACUCACGCUGAAGCAUGGUGGCAAGGCAACAAUUACGAAGAAAAUGAGGGAAGCGAGGUGGAUGACACAUUGUAUGCACGUACAAUUCCUGUUGUAUCACAACACGAUAAGAAACUCUUGGAUCAAUAAUGCGGAACUUCAGCUCGUCCUCCUCAACAGCCUUCCUGAAGCUAUAAAGGGAGAAGUCUCGAGAUGGAGGCUUGCAAUGGGAUAUGAAGCCCCGGAAAAGAAGAGCAAGGGAAAGAAACCGAAAACGGGAAAGGAGGCGCAAAAGUCGGGCAGAGAACAGACACGCGAUUGGGGAGUUUACGCCGAAAAGUCGGAGGAUAGUGCGCGAAGCGAUCCACUUAUUCGUCUUCUCAAGUAUCUGGCUGCGUACUGGAAGAAGCGCUUCAGAGUCACGGCGCCGUCGCUUCGCAAAUUGGGCUAUCGCAGUCUGUGGGAGUUGAGGCAGGAAAUUGACUCUUUCAAUGACGGACCACACGACCCAUGCAGGCACGGCGAACGUAUUGCCGACCUCGAUGAAUUCAAAGAGUGCGCAAAGAAGUGUCAAGGUAGCAGGGACGUUGGUGCGCAGCUAUUCACAGCACUCUUGAGAGGCUUGGGAAUCGAAGCGAGACUUGUUGCAAGUUUGCAGCCGACUGGCUUUGGAUGGUCUAAAGUUGAGGAAGCGAACCCGCGCAAAGAAACGCCGACGAGAAUGACCUCAGAUAACCGGGCGACUGAGUCGGAUGUCUCGUCAAGCAGGAUAGAUAAAGGUCCCAAAGUACAGAGAAGUAAAGCAAGUAAAGGGGCCAAGUCGCGACCAAUAAGGCUCGAUGCCGACGAAAGCAGCAGUAGCGAUGCUUCGUUAACAGAUUCUGAAGACAUUCCUACACCGAAGAAUCUCUCGAAAACACAGAUAUCAUCGAAACAAUUUGAUCGCGACUUACUUUAUCCUACUUACUGGACUGAAGUCCUCUCUCCAAUCUCUAACACAUACGUUCCUGUGUCUACCCUCCUCAACCCUCACGUGGUAACAUCUCCGGAUCAUCUCACCAACUUCGAGCCCCGUGGAGCCGCAGCAGAGAAGUCUAAGCAAGUUAUUUGCUAUGUCAUAGCAUUCUCUUCGGAUGGCACAGCAAAAGACGUCACAGUUCGCUAUCUCCGAAAGAGGCAGUGGCCUGGUCGGACAAAAGGCUUUCGUAUCUCGGUCGAGAAACUGCCUGUGUACAAUCAAAAUGGAAAAAUCGCUUUUUAUGAAGAGUAUGACUGGUUCGAGCGAGUGAUGCGAGGCUAUACUCGUCCCGUUUCCAAGAGAACUCUUGCGGACGACAUAGAGGAUGGGACAGAUCUUGUUCCUGUUAAGCCUGAUCUUGAUGGGAAGAAAAACGCAGCCCCUGACACAUUACAGGCCUAUAAACAAUCCAAGGAGUUCGUGCUCGAGCGCCAUCUUAGGCGCGAAGAAGCUCUUCGGCCGGGCGCAAAGCCCGUCAAGCACUUUCACCAUGGGAAGGGCGACAAUGCAGUUUCCGAACCAGUCUAUAAGCGAUCUGACUUAGUGUUGACAAAGACUGCGGAGACAUGGCAUAAAGAAGGCCGGCAAAUCAAAGUAGGGGAGCAGCCAUUGAAGCAAGUGCCUUAUCGUGCCGUAACUCUGCAGCGUAAGCGCGAGCUUGAAGAUCAAGCCAGAGACAAUGGAGAGAAACCUUUACAAGGCCUUUACGCAGAGUAUCAAACCGAGUGGAUUGUGCCAGAUCCGAUUGGUCCCGAUGGCGUGAUACCAAAGAACGGAUUUGGCAACAUCGACGUUUACGUACCAUCUAUGGUGCCUAAGGGCGCGGUGCACAUCCCGAUCCGGGGCAUCGCAAAGGUUUGCAAGAAAUUGGGUGUUGAGUUUGCCGAUGCGUGUACAGGAUUCGAGUUUGGAAAGCAAAGAGCUGUGCCUGUGAUUACGGGAGUCGUUGUCGCAGAAGGUAGUGCUGAAUUGGUUAUUGAUGCUUGGAGACAAGAGGAAAAGAUCAGGGUAGAAAAAGAAAAUAAGAAAAGAGAGGAAAUCGUUUUGCGUAUUUGGAGGAAAUUCUAUCGUGGACUUAAAAUUCGGGAAAGGAUGAGGCAGGAGUAUGGUGUCACAGACAACGAAGAUGAAUAUGAUGAUAGAACGUGGUCGGGACACGGACAUGCUCUAACUCAAAGAGAGGCAAAUACUAUAAAUGACGACGAAGACGUUGAAGGAGGUGGAUUCCUACGCAACAGUAAUGUUCUCAAUAGCGGUCAACUUUCCCCUAAUCAUACUGGCGGCGGCUUCUUGGUAGAUUCAGAGGCCGAAGCAGAGCCGGGUGGCUUCGAGAUCGUUGGAGACUCACCAGACGUAACAGGGAAACGACGUGCUUCCAGGUUAAACAAUAGCGAGGAUAUAGAUAGGCUUGGUCAGGUGUCUGCACCGAUGUCUCUACAGGCUUUUCACGCUGAUACAACAUCUGGAGUCAAUAAGGAAAAAACAAUGGUCGAUCGUCAUGGGCCUGCAUCAGCAAGUGAGGAGGAUGAAGAAUGGGAUACUUUGGCUACGAAAUCAGCUACAAAACGCACAUCAAAGCGUACCUCAAGUAGAACUCAGAAAAGAACUCCCGUAAGUAAGGAUUCGGGGAGUACGAGCUCGGCAAGAUACCCUUCGCGGACUGAUAGUCCGUAUUUUUAACCCUAGACCGUAAAUGCUCAUUUCUGG
This is a messenger RNA of Verruconis gallopava, 3371 nucleotides long. RefSeq lists its product as uncharacterized. Gene Ontology annotation, biological process: mismatch repair; nucleotide-excision repair. The transcript has a single exon. Bases 249 to 3344 code for a protein of 1031 amino acids. The record is from RefSeq and is a predicted model, not a curated record. Gene Ontology annotation, cellular component: nucleus; cytoplasm; XPC complex. Gene Ontology annotation, molecular function: damaged DNA binding; single-stranded DNA binding. NCBI's taxonomy places the organism in Eukaryota, Fungi, Ascomycota, Dothideomycetes, Venturiales, Sympoventuriaceae.